Molecule: messenger RNA, 2872 nt
Organism: Rhincodon typus (whale shark)
Lineage: Eukaryota; Metazoa; Chordata; Chondrichthyes; Orectolobiformes; Rhincodontidae
Gene: pif1
Product: PIF1 5'-to-3' DNA helicase homolog (S. cerevisiae)
Exons: 14
Coding region: 110-2044 (644 amino acids)
Biological process (GO): DNA repair; telomere maintenance
Molecular function (GO): ATP hydrolysis activity; DNA helicase activity
Source: RefSeq, a predicted model, not a curated record
GUUGCAGCGAAUGCAGAGGAGACGGACAGAUGAAUGAAUGAAUGAACCUAAGCAAAGCCUCUGCUGCAGCUAGACUAACGCACAGAUAGCAAGCUUACACAGGAGAAGAAUGCUGUCUGCCUCUUCAGGUGCUGAGGUUCAGUGCAGUGUUACAAUUGAAUACCUCAACACUGCUAGCCAGGCGACCAAGCGCAAAACUGUUCGCAAUGCCAUUAUCACCCUCGGACGCAAUGAAUUCCGUGAUAUCCUUGUUCGGGUGCACGACGGCAAGCUGUCGCAAAGCUUUAUCCUGCGUGAAAUCCAACUUUUCACACAGUUUAUUCGGGAUGGGAAGAGUUCCAUCAAACUGAUUCCAGAUAAUAUUCAGAUCCUAGUUUCGAACUGUCCACCAGAUAAGCUAAAAGUGUUCUUUAAAACUCUUUCCAUCAAAUACGCAGCAGAUAAGAAGGCCAGCAAACCAGUCAGUGAGCGAGCCCGGCUGCGAUCCACACUCCCCCGGACAUUUGAUACAAUCAGCCCUGUGCAAGUACAGGACGUGAAAAGGGCUAACGGGCUUGAAUCGCAUGGAACUGUGCGAACACCAAUUUCAACCAAGGGGCUGAAGGAUCGAAUAAACAACAUGGGGCCAAGCAGGCACACAAAGCGACCCCGGAGCAUCUCAUCGGAAAACCGUCCGGACACUGAGCUAAAGUCUGCCAAAAAGCCCAUCUUGUCGAUGCCAAGUGGACGGAAGCUGACAAAGGAACAGUCACACAUCCUUAGCACGAUCCUGAAAGGAAAGAAUAUCUUCUUCACUGGAAGUGCUGGAACUGGGAAAUCUUUUUUACUGAAGAGAAUUGUGGGAGCAUUACCACCAAAAAGCACCUAUGCCACAGCGAGUACUGGAGUGGCUGCCUGUCACAUUGGAGGAACGACUCUCCAUGCAUUUGCAGGAAUUGGUUCAGGAAAAGCUCCCUUACAACAAUGUGUAGAGCUGGCUCAGAGAUCUGGGAUUAUAAGACACUGGCAAAACUGCAGACAUCUUAUCAUAGAUGAAAUCUCCAUGGUAGAAGGAGAAUUCUUUGACAAACUUGAAGCAGUGGCCAGGAUUGUUCGUAAAUGUGAUGAGCCAUUUGGUGGAAUCCAGCUGAUAGUUUGUGGAGAUUUUCUACAACUUCCUCCUGUGUCCCGAAACAAAGAAAAAUACAAAUUUUGCUUCCAGGCUAAGAGUUGGCAGAAAUGUAUCCAGGUAAAUAUGGAACUAACGGAGGUCCGAAGACAAACUGAUAAAAAGUUCAUUGCAAUAUUGCAGUCUAUUCGUCUUGGGAGAUGUCCAGAAGAAGUUGCUGUCCAGUUGAUCAACACAGCCAACCAAAAAAUUGACCGGGAUGGAAUCUUAGCAACACAGCUUUGCACACACAAGGAUGAUGUGGAAUUAACUAAUAAGCACAGGCUCCAGCAAUUACCAGGGGAAUUGCAUACAUAUCAAGCUAUUGACAGCGAUCCCAUGUUUGUACAAACAUUAAAUGCCCAAUGUCCUGCAGGUCAGACACUGCAGCUGAAGAAAGGGGCACAGGUGAUGCUGACUAGAAAUCUGGACAUAGACAAGGGAAUGGUAAAUGGUGCUCGAGGAGUUGUCAUUGGCUUUGAAUCUGGAAACAUACCCCUUCCCCAAGUCAGAUUUUUGUGCGGUGUAACGGCGACGAUAAAGCCAGAACGUUGGAUGGUUAAAGGUUUAGGUGGAUCCUACCUGACGAGACAUCAGCUGCCUUUGAAGUUAGCCUGGGCCAUCUCCAUUCACAAGAGUCAGGGCAUGUCAUUAGACUGUGUGGAGAUCUCACUCGCACGCGUAUUCGAAAGCGGGCAGGCAUAUGUGGCGCUGUCUCGUGCUCGAAGCUUGGAAGGUCUUCGAGUGAUGGACUUUGACAGGAGAGUGGUCCAUGCUAACACGGACGUCCUGAGUUUUUAUAGCAGAUUAAAAAAGGAAAGGAUCCUGAUGCAGUCUUCACUGGAUGGUUACAUUGAAACAGAAAAUCAGGAAAACAAGAUGCCUAGAAGACUAUAGGGUGUUUUUCGAAGCAAAUCCUGCUCUUCACCAUCAUCCUCUGAGAAGCUCCAUUUUGAUCUUGAUCAUUUUAACUUAUGCUGAUCUUACAUAUGUUUUAUAAACACUGGCCUUGUCCUUUUUUACAUUUUAAAUUAGCAGUCAGGUGUUAUUUAUGGCAUCAGAGCUGAAAUUAGCGCUGUGGAAUGAGAAAUGUCAAUGGCAAUGGCAAUUUUCUAAUCACCAACGAUGUACCUCUGUUUUCCAUCGCAUAAAUGAACCUCUGAUUUUGUAAAGUAAAAUUAAUAGAACACUUUCUAUCCUACCUAGUAAUUGGAAAUGUUUCUUUCCAGAUGUGUAUGUCACAAUUGGUACCUUAUCCCAAAGGAAUGGCUCGCUCUUCUCCCCAUGGGAGAAAGAAAAUAAAUAAAAACUCUUCUUUCUCUUUCCUCCUUUCACUUCUCACCACUAAAGAUAGUGGGUGUCUGCUAGCCUAUUGUGCUAUGGUUGCAGCAUUCCCUUUGAUUCCUUACAAAACUCACCAAUUGUUCAAAUAUGACAAUCACCUGACUUCCAGCUCAAGCAUAUUGUUCUUAAAUUUUCCUAUUUGUUUAUUUCAAUAAUUUGAAGAGCUGUUUUGUUUUUGCAUUUAUAUAAAACAAAUUGUAGUGCUUCCUGUAGCCGUUUUUGAACCAGGACAGAUUAUGGUUUGGAAUUGAAAUCACUCUGUUCUGUUUAUCUCAGUUAUUGGCUGGCUUCUACUGCAAAGCCAUAAUGACAACAAAAUAAACCGUAGGCAGACUUUUAUGGUUCCCUGUCAAUGAUUUUGCAGGCAGGAGUCUUGUAAAU